Molecule: messenger RNA, 2668 nt
Organism: Nannospalax galili (Upper Galilee mountains blind mole rat)
Lineage: Eukaryota; Metazoa; Chordata; Mammalia; Rodentia; Spalacidae
Gene: Ppp3r1
Product: protein phosphatase 3 regulatory subunit B, alpha
Exons: 6
Coding region: 121-633 (170 amino acids)
Molecular function (GO): calcium ion binding; calcium-dependent protein serine/threonine phosphatase regulator activity
Source: RefSeq, a predicted model, not a curated record
CGGGCCAGGCCCCGCCUCACCCCGCCCGGCGCCGGACUUCAGGCCGCAGUCACCGCGUCCCUCCGAGCCCAGAGCCGCCGUCCGCCCUCCCGCCGCUACCAGCGCCGCCCGCCGAACAAGAUGGGAAAUGAAGCAAGUUAUCCGUUGGAAAUGUGCUCACACUUUGAUGCUGAUGAAAUUAAAAGGCUAGGGAAGAGAUUCAAGAAGCUUGAUUUGGACAAUUCUGGUUCUCUGAGUGUGGAAGAGUUCAUGUCGUUGCCUGAGUUACAACAGAACCCUUUAGUACAGCGAGUAAUAGACAUAUUUGACACCGACGGGAAUGGAGAAGUAGACUUUAAAGAAUUCAUUGAGGGAGUCUCUCAGUUCAGUGUCAAAGGAGAUAAGGAACAGAAGUUGAGGUUUGCUUUCCGUAUCUAUGACAUGGAUAAAGAUGGCUAUAUUUCCAAUGGGGAACUCUUCCAGGUGUUGAAGAUGAUGGUGGGGAACAAUCUGAAAGAUACACAGUUACAGCAAAUUGUAGACAAAACCAUAAUAAAUGCAGACAAGGAUGGAGAUGGAAGAAUAUCCUUUGAAGAAUUUUGUGCUGUUGUAGGUGGCCUAGAUAUCCACAAAAAGAUGGUGGUAGAUGUGUGACUCUUUGAUGAGUACACCCAACACUUCUGCUUUCUUCUCCAUCUCUGAAGAUCUGCUCAAGAUGUCCAGCAAUGCUCUCUGUGUAUUUAAAUGGAAGUAUUUUUCUCUGUGAAGCCACAUUUUCCAACAUGAGCCUCAUGAAGCCAACUAAGUGUUAUUGAACGCCUGCUCUCUCAAUAAUUCAGUGUAGCACUUUAAAGUUUGAAGGACAGCAGCAUGAAAAGAGCAUAUCCAUAUGGUGGAGAAAGGGAAGGGGUUGGCUUUUUAAUUUAUUUUUCUUCAUCUUUUAUAACAAGAAAGUAUCUAUAUAUACAUAUGUAAAUAUUUAUAUAUAGAUAUAUGUAGCUUUCUAUAUAUUUAGUAGGUUGGCUUUAAUUUAAUGUACUUGAUUGAGAAACAAAAUGUUAGAGUACAAAAGUGCCAAGCAGAAUAUAAGACAUCCUUACUUUUAUCUCACACAGUUUUAUAUGUAGAUAGAAGAGUGUACAAUUUGCGCCAGGUGUUAGGCCAGCUGUUUUCCUUUCUCUGUGCUUUCUCCCUUGAGAGAUUGGUAAAGCAUUUGUUAAUGCCCUGUUAUUUACCUUAAUUCCAUUUUUGUAACAGUAGUCUGUAACUUUCUAUCUUUGAAUCUAUUUCCAGGGACUUACUACUUAAUGUCUCUGCUGAGCAGCUUUUUAAUCCAUCUCUGCUGGAGGUCUAGUUCACUGCUAUUGCCAAGAGCUGGUUCUUGUGUGGAUAGUAACUGCAGAGUGCUAUGGCUGCUUCAUGCUAGUACUUUCUAAGCAGCAGCUCUUUUUUAUUAAAUGUCCCUGAGUAAUUAAUUUAGCAAUUGUGAUUUUAUAAAGGUCAGAAGAUAUCUGAGGCAGUUAGGAUUUCUUCUUUGUAUUACCUAGUGAAGAAUACCCAAAGUAAUCAUGUAAUAGCUUAGAAUAUCCUUGUUUCAUUAUAUAUGAGUCAAAUACUUUGUCACUAAACUGGGUGAACCAUGGGGUUCCCUUCUGUGUUUUGAAAGACUCGGUGUUAUCUGAAAAAUUAGUGAUAAUUAGCAUGUAUUUUGCCUAAAAACCCACGUUGUGAUUUAAAUGGAAAAAUCCUGCUAAUCCUAUACGCCACUGGAGAGAUCUUACCCAAAUUUAUACUUUAAAAUUUUCUUUGCCACAAAGCCUAGAGACAACAUGAGUUCUUUUGUUUUGCUCACAUAAUUGGUAAUGGAUGCUGACUUACUGUUUGUGUGACAUAAAAGUAUAUCAUGAUUUUAUUCCUUCCCUUUUCUGCAAAGGUACUCUUGGGUGGAAGUAAAACAUUCUGGUUAGUUUUAUAUGGCACUCUUCCCUAUAGAGUUUAUCUAUAAAAAGUGGUUUAUAAUAUGAAUAGUAAAGGGCAGGUUCAGUCAUGGCGAGUGAAUAUUAAGUUGAGCAUCCUACCUGCCAUCGCUGUUCCUUCAACUGAGUGCUGCACAUCAUGGGCUCUGUCUGUGAGAGAAAAAUCCCGGUGCUUGGUGUCUUUGCAUGACAUGGAGUUUUGCAUGUAGCUCAAUUUAAAAUGUACCUCUUGUUUACAUAAUUUGCAUAAUCUAAAAAGAUGACGUUGCCAAACUUUGGAAAUGUUAAUAUUCAAAAUGAAAUGAAAAUCUCCACUACAUGUAACUUUCUUCCUCUGGAUCAGUACAUGGCUCACAAUUCCAGCCAGUGGUUUGAUCUGUUCCAGUGUCAACUGCCAUGUGCUCUGCUUCAAGAGGGAACUAGUCUUUUGUGAAUUUUUUUUUUUGUACAUAAUUGUUACAAAUAUUUUAGCAAAUGCUUUCUAUAUCUCUUGCUUUUGCAUAUCUUGGCUGGCGUAAUGGAAAAAAAUAGUGCAAACUAUUUCCUUACUGGGAAAUGAGGGUUUUCCUUUUUUAGAUUGUGUGAGGGAGGGUUGGGGAGGGCAUGGUUUAUGUUGAAUGUUUAAAUUUUCUUCUGCAUGAUACAUGUCAUGUUGUGAAAUCUUUAGAAAACUUCAUACUGUAUGAGUAAGAAAAUAAAAUAUUUAAAACUUG